ACAGUCCAGAUACAUCUGCAAUGUCGUGUAGCGGAGCGAGGGUGGAGGGGAGGUCUGAGGAGAUGCUAAAAAAGAAGUACGGGUUGCUUCCCAAGAAGUCUCCAUUGAUGCAGAAGGAAGAGAGGUCGUACUGGGACUCGGCAGAUUGGGCUCUCAACAUUGGGAAAGGCAAAAAGAGUUCACAGGGCACCUCUCAAGGAAGUGCGCAAGGGGAAAAAUCUCCAGCACAAGUCAAAGCUCAGCCUCAAGGCGGAGCUCUGUCUCAAGGCGGAUCUCAAGCUCAAGGUGGAGCUCCUGGGGGGGGAUCGUCUCACCCAGCGGUCCAUAGAUUCAGGUCGUCUUCUUCAGAGACCUUGCGUCCAAAACUGCAGCCGACUCCACAUCAUCCUACUCGAAGACUCUCAUUUGCUGACAAUAUCCGAUUCAAGCCUUGAGAAAUAGCGCGGGGCAACAAUGGCUGGUUGGUUCUUGGUCCGUACCAGUUCCAGAUGGUCCCAAUUUGUCCCCGGAUGGUCCCAGUUUGUCCCAGGAUGGUCCCAGUUUGUCCCAGGAUGAGAAACGGGCAUGCAGCAUCGCUGCCACAUUUGGAACAGAGGUCAGAAAGAACAGAGAGCCCUCUUCUCUCUGUUCCUGGUGGCGUAGAAUCGGGUGGUUGAGGGUUGUUUGCGGCGGUUUGGGCUGGUCUGUACCAGUUCCAGCUGGUCCUACGAUACGGUUCCGUACCAGUUAUCGGUAGUGAGGUGCCCAAAGCACACAGUUUAUGGAUUGUUACGUCCUCUGCUUCUGGUUGGCGGCGAUUGCUGCCACGGCUGGCUUGUUAGAGAUUGCUUCCAGCCCGUGGCAGUGGCGGUUACGAUGGGUUGAUGCCGUUUUUCCGGUGUUUGCGAUCGCACAAGAGGAGUCGUCUGUGACCGUUAAUAUAGUCAUAAUAUGGUAUUCUCUGUACAGGAUGAAUCGGCUUCGUUCUGGGCGUUGCCAGCUCUGUUUUUCAGUUCUCACUUGGCACAGAGUUUUGCGGGCAUUCUUCUGCCGUCAGGCGCAGGUCGGCGGCUUCUUCACGCCUCUUUUCGAAGGGUGCACUGUGCCGUUCUCAUCAUCUCGCAAUUUAUGGAGAUGGCAGUGGUGGGGCUCUGUACAGAGCUAACCGUCCUUGCGCAGGCUUGGAGCUCGCAAACUGAGCAGGUGCUGGUCGCUACAAGCUGAGUAUCGACAGUGCUGGCAGUCGAUGCCAGCAGCAAGCACGUGGGUCCAGGUCGCGGCUUCUUCACGCCUCUUUUGAAAUACCUGAAUACCUGUCUGAUGUCUAGGUGCCAUGAAUGUACUGUACCUGUUGGUUGCUCUUUUUUUUGGAGGAUGAUGAACCUGGAUGCAGGAAGUGGGAGAGAAAGAGAGAGAGAGAGAGAGAGAGAGAGAGAGAGAGAGAGAGAGAGAGAGAGAGAGAGAGAGAGAGAGAGAGAGAGAGAGAGCACAGCAU
This is a messenger RNA of Chara braunii, 1474 nucleotides long. The record is from the annotation of a GenBank genome assembly. NCBI's taxonomy places the organism in Eukaryota, Viridiplantae, Streptophyta, Charophyceae, Charales, Characeae.